AUGCAGCAAUCCAAGUUCUUACGAGCGAUUGAAGCGUUUAUUAAAUUUCAGGCUGCUAAAGGUGGCACCGCUAGAAGCUUAGCUAUUAGUGUUAAAGAUGAAGCAGAAUGUCAGUUUUCACAAAUGCGUGCCAUGAUGACAGGUAAGGUCUAUCUCACGUGA
This is a messenger RNA of Plasmopara halstedii, 162 nucleotides long. RefSeq lists its product as uncharacterized. Bases 1 to 162 code for a protein of 53 amino acids. The transcript is spliced from 2 exons. NCBI's taxonomy places the organism in Eukaryota, Oomycota, Peronosporomycetes, Peronosporales, Peronosporaceae. The record is from RefSeq and is a predicted model, not a curated record.